Molecule: messenger RNA, 1555 nt
Organism: Salvia splendens (bonfire salvia)
Lineage: Eukaryota; Viridiplantae; Streptophyta; Magnoliopsida; Lamiales; Lamiaceae
Product: UDP glycosyltransferase 9-like
Exons: 3
Coding region: 158-1492 (444 amino acids)
Molecular function (GO): quercetin 3-O-glucosyltransferase activity; quercetin 7-O-glucosyltransferase activity
Source: RefSeq, a predicted model, not a curated record
AAAACAAUAAAUGAAUCCAUGUAAUUCAUCGAAAAACCAAAGACUAGUUGUGAGUUGUGACCACUCCUUCCGCUCCGCCCAAUUUAACCCGCCUUUAUCUUCAUUCCAAAGAAUAAGACUGCAAACUUAUCUCUCCAAAUUCACACAUAAAUAAAGGAUGGAUACAGGUAGGAAGGCUCAAGUAGUAGUGAUCCCAUACCCCGCACAAGGCCACAUCAACCCCAUUCUUGCAUUCGCCAAGUCUUUAGCCUCCAAAGGCCUUCUCGUCGCCUUCGUCACCACCACUUCCAUCGCCAAAUCAGCUACCUUCUCCGACUGCGCCUCCCUAACCCUACACACCGUGUCCGAUGGCUCCGAGCACGUGGAUGGGACCGAGACCGUUGAGGCAUACUUCAACCGCCUCAGGUGCAAAUUCUCCACAAAUCUGGCGGAUUAUAUAGACAGCCACAUGAGAGGCGCGAGGGCUAUUAUCUACGACUCGGUAAUGCCGUGGGUGCUGGAUAUCGCCAAGGACCGGGGUAUGGUCGGGGCGUGUUUUUUCACUCAUAGCUGCAGCUUCUCCGCCGUGGUCCACCAUUUGGGACAAGGGUUGCUGCUGCGUUUUCCGUACGAGGAUGACGUGGCGGUGGUGUCGUUGCCAGCUCUGCCUCGGCUUGAGAAGAGAGAUCUGCCUUCCUUUCCUCAUUUGGCGCCGAAUUUAAAUCUCCAUUAUCUUGUCAAGCAUCUUACUGAUCAGUUCUCUAAUCUUGAGAGAGUGGAUUGGAUCUUCUUUAACACCUUUGACAAGUUGGAAACUGAGAUACUCGAGUGGAUGAGAAGCCGAUGGGCGAUCGCGACGAUCGGACCGACAUUCCUACUACACGGCCAAGACAAGAAGCAAAGCAUCAGCAUGUUCGAGCCGAAGGCCGACGCCUACCGAGAAUGGCUCGAGUCGAGAGGCCCCAACUCCGUCGUCUACGUCUCAUUUGGAAGCAUCGCCUCUCUAGAAAAAGAGCAGAUGGCGGAACUCGGCCACGCUCUUCUAGCCACGGGCCACCACUUUCUAUGGGUGGUCCGAUCCUCCGAACUCAACAAGCUCCCUCCCGACUUUGCCAAUACCACGGCCGGGAAGGGUCUAAUCGUAGAAUGGUGCCACCAGCCCGAGGUGCUGGCGCACCGGGCCGUGGAGUGCUUCGUGACGCACUGUGGGUGGAAUUCGACUCUCGAGGGGUUGAGCCACGGGGUGCCCCUCGUGGCGAUGGCGCAGUGGGUGGACCAGACCACGAACGCGAAGUUUGUGGCGGAUGAGUGGGGGGCUGGGGUGCGGUGCGGCGGAGGAGAUGGGAUUGUUGGGAGGGAGGAGAUUGCGAUGUGUAUUGAGAGAGUUGUUGGAGGGGAUGAGAUUAGGAGGAAUGCUUUGAGGUGGAAGGAAUUGGCGGCGGAAGCAGUGGGGAAGGGUGGGAGCUCCGACAAUAAUGUUGAGGAUUUUGUUUCCAAAAUUCUUCUUGGUUGAACAAUUUCGGAGCUAGAAAAAAUAAUUAAAUAAAAUAAUACUCCUUCCCUCCGUCCCAACUAA